This is a messenger RNA of Phialemonium atrogriseum, 1514 nucleotides long. RefSeq lists its product as uncharacterized. NCBI's taxonomy places the organism in Eukaryota, Fungi, Ascomycota, Sordariomycetes, Cephalothecales, Cephalothecaceae. The transcript is spliced from 2 exons. Bases 58 to 1344 code for a protein of 428 amino acids. The record is from RefSeq and is a predicted model, not a curated record.
CCCAAAAGUCACAGGACUCCAGGGGAAAAGCUGUCCCUUGACCUACGAGGCUUCAAAAUGUCGUCCCCUCCACUGUCGACCUUCCCCAUGGAGCUUGAUGCCGGGCUCGUAUCGCAGAGACUGUUGUUGGUGUCGCCAGAACCUGACGUCAUCCAUCACGAGCUUGCAGUGUAUCCCGAGAGCGAAAAUGGCCAAAGAUUUCGCAUUGUCGAGACGAAAUCCUCCGAGGGCAGUACCCGACAAUCCGAACGGUUUCUCGACCUCACUCAGGAUUGUGUCAUCCCCUUGUACACAAUCGUAAGCCUGCCUCGGGUUCACUGGAGCAUGGAACUGGUUUACGGAAACGGGAUUCAACGGAUUGCGUACUCGUUUAGGGAGCGGGCGGAUGCCUUCCGGCUGCAGCAAUACUUCACAGAAUACAGACCGACACAUGCUUUCGAGGGCGUGACAUGCACACUCACAUUCCAGAGCGGGAAGCUGCUCGGAAAAAUGUUCCAAAAUCCCCAGUAUCGGGGUUGCGGCGAGGUUCAACUUUGGUGGCCAGAGACGCAAAGAACACUACAGCCAUCCUUGCUAUCUCCGAUGUCAAGUAACAGGUCCAGUUCACAAGGGACUCGGAUUCAAUCGACCAUCCCCGAGAUUGUCCGACGGUCAACGGCAUUAUCAGUGCAGACCGAUAUCAAUAAGGACAAGGAAAUCGUGGUAUCGCACCGGCCCCAGCCGCCAGUCCUCGUUGCGUUUUUGCAAGACGCCGAUGGGUACACAAUGCUGAAAGCGGACAUAACAUAUCUCGAAUACCCAGUCCCGCAACAGGGCCGUAUCAACAUCCAUGGCCCAAGGGGCGGAACCUUCGCUGUCGACAGGCUUUCGGUGAACAAGUCCCAGCUGGAUCGCUGGAACCUUUGUGCGUUCGACAGGGCCACUCCUGGAAAACCGUCGCCAGUCAGCAAUCUGAAGUCCACAUAUCUGACUCUAGAGUUCAGUGGAACAGAGACUGAACAAUCGGAGACAAUGGGCAAAUUCGAUAAGGCACUCCUGUGGCUCCAAUGUCGCCGGAGGAAAUUAGAUACGGACAUGUCGAUGGUUCAAGCUGAACUCCAUCGAGGACAACCACCUUCGUGGCCCGCCACAGCAACCUCCACCCACACCAGACCCUCGUCAAUGGUGUCAAUGAUGACGCCUCGGAUUCCAAUCCCGACCAGCGUCCCGAAAUUGCCGCCUAUUUCCUCGACCGAGCCUCUAAGCUUACAAAUCGAUGCUGAACUACAAAACGAGCGAACAAGGCGAGUAUUAGACGGGAGAGUAGCUACGGGUCCGUAUGAGAUGGACGACACUAGCCAUUGAAGAGAUUGCUUCUCUCCGCAACGAGUCAUCUGCCUACAACGACCCUCAACCCUACCCAGCUAGGAGGAAGCGAUAUCCCGGGGAGAUUCCCCACUUGAUCUUCGACGAUGCGGUCAUUUGUCUGCCUGUGUACGAAAGUUGCCAUCGCAAUAAUUCGGGGGCUUGGAGCG